This is a messenger RNA of Tupaia belangeri chinensis (Chinese tree shrew), 3052 nucleotides long. It is a transcript of the gene CENPC, whose product is annotated as centromere protein C. Gene Ontology annotation, biological process: spindle attachment to meiosis I kinetochore; kinetochore assembly; attachment of mitotic spindle microtubules to kinetochore. Lineage: Eukaryota; Metazoa; Chordata; Mammalia; Scandentia; Tupaiidae. The record is from RefSeq and is a predicted model, not a curated record. Gene Ontology annotation, cellular component: kinetochore. Gene Ontology annotation, molecular function: centromeric DNA binding.
CGUGUCGGCCGCCUCGCCGGACAGAGCCCUCUGGCUCUGUCCACGCUCUGCCUCCUAGAGUAGUGGCCCUUGUGGGUUUCCACUUCGAAACCGUCGACCCGCAGAGCGGGUCAGGGACAUGGCUACGUCGGGUCUGGAUCACCUCAAAAAUGACUACAGAAGAAGAUUUUGCCGAUCUUCCAGGGCACCUGACAUUAAUACAGAGCAAGGCAAAAAUAUACUAGAAAUCUUACAAGACUGUUUUGAAGAAAAAAGUCUUGCUAGUGAUUUUAGCACAAAUUCUACAAAAUCAGUGCUUUCUUCAACACCCCAAAAAAAAGACAUUUGUUUACAAUCACCAAACAAUGAAAUCAUAUUCAAAAUCAGAUCCAGUUUCUGCAAGGAAGAAAGAAGCUUCUCUGCAGUUCAUUGUAGAAGCAAGUGAAGCUGCUGACAAAUCAGUUCAGGCCCCUGAAGCUCAUCCAGAAAUUCUGGCAACUCAUGCUAGUUCUAAAAAUACACACGACUGGAAAAAAAUGUCAAGCAGAAAACAAAAUAGUCAUCAUAAUGAAGCUGAUGAAGAAUUUUACUUAUCUGUUGGCUCGCCUUCUGUUUUUUUGGAUGCAAAAACAUCUGUAUCAGAAAAUGCUAUUUCAUCUAUUGCCAAAAAGAGAGAGACUUACACUUUAAAAAAUUCAGUAAACACACUUUCUUCAAGUGCAGAGAUUUCUCUGAAACCCAAAAAAAGGUUGAACUUUGAAGAUAAAGAUGUUUUGAAGAAAGUAGAAAUAGAGAAUAAAAUAUCUGAAGUAGAUAAAAUAUCAGAACAACCAGAAAGGAAACUCUCAGUAACAUCCCAGGAAAGACUGCAAGACUCAGAACAUGAAAUUCAGCCACAAGCUAAAAAGAGUUUUUCAACAUUGUUUUUAGAAACUGUAAAAAGAAAAGGUGAAUCCAGUCCCAUUGUUAGGCAUAUAGCACCUGCUCCAACUCAUUCAUCUUCUCCAAGUGAUCUGAAGUUGUUAGAGGAUGAAUUUAUAAUUGAUGGGUCAGAGAGAAGUUUUGCUAGUCGAUCUUGGAUUACGAUACCAAGAAAGGCAGGGCAUCUGAAUCAACGCCCAGUAUCCCCUGCUGAGAACCCUGCACCUCUUCAAGCUAAGAAGUCAAGAGAAAAACAUCAUAGUGUACUACCUGAGACUUUGACUAAUGGUAUACAUUCACAUGGAGCUCACCCAGUAGAGAAAUCUCAGCCCUCUGAUCAAGAAAAUCUCUGUACAAAUUGUGCUUUAACAGAUGAAAUGGAAAAUAGUUGUAGAUCUACAAAAUAUAAAAUGUGUUCUGAGAAUGCAGAAAAAUCACCCGGAAACAAAAGGACUGUAAAACAAAAACAAAGAACAAAAUCGAAGGACAGUAUAGACAAAGAUCAGCUUGAUGUAGGACAAUCCAAAGAUGGAAAUAUGUCACAUAUUGCCCAAAAGAAGUUACAAAGAAAUUCAGAUAGAAAUACAGAAGAGUGUGAAGAGAAGAGAAAUAAUCGUAUUUCAAAAAAACAGAUGCCAUCUAUGGGAAGCAAAAAUAGCACCAAAAAAGAUAAAGAAGAAUCUAAGAAGAAACGAUUUUCUAGUGGAUCCAAGAACAAAGUUGAACCCGAAGGAGUCACUUUGACUGUCACAAGAAGUAGAAGAAUUUCCAGGUGUCCAUCUGAUUGGUGGGUGGUAAAAUCAGAGCAGAGUCCUAUUUCUGCUUCAUUGAGAAAUGAAUUAUCAAUGCGUCAGAACCGAAGGCAAAAACCUGCUAAGAAAACAAAUCAGUCAUCGAAGAAAAUUAGGAAAAAAACUGUCCCAUUUAAAAGGCAGAAGACAGCUACUCAAGGCAGCUCAAGGAUACAGAAGUUUUUAAAUGUUAAUGAUUCUGGAGGUAUUAUUGACCAUGAUGAAGUUUCCAGUUGUUCCCAGGAUGAGCCUUUGGAAAGGGAUGAGGCAGACCUGGCUAAGAAGAAAAAUCUUGAUUGUUCUAGAUCUGCAGAAAGCUUAAAGGAUCAGGAUGGCAUUAUUACUGAACAGAAUGUUAAUGUAAUGUCUCAAACCGGUGUAAAUACAUGCACGUCACCAACAGAGUCUAACUUGGAUUCAGAAGAGCCUAAGACUUCAGUUUUGGAGGAAAGUGGACCAUCCAGGUUGAAAAAUUAUUUAAUGUCUGAAAAGAAAAAUUCUGAUGUGGAUGAUGAGAAAGUUCAGAAAAGUUCAGACAGCUCAAGAGUAAAAAGAUCAAUAAUGACCCCAGAGAACAAAAUGCAUCAUAAAUUAGUAUUGCCCUCCAAUACACCAAAUGUCCGCAGAACUAAGAGAACACGUUUGAAACCUUUGGAAUAUUGGCGGGGAGAGCGGAUAGAUUACCAUGGAAGGCCAUCAGGAGGAUUUGUGAUUGGUGGAAUACUAUCCCCAGACACAGUAUCAUCUAAAAGGAAGGCAAAAGGAAACAUGGGAAAAGUCAACAAAAUAGAUAACAGGAAAAGGAUCUGUCCUGAUAAUGAUGAAAGAAAGAAUAAAUUAAUGGUAACUCUGAAUGUACCUCUAGGAGAUCCUUUGCAGCCAACGAGGGUAAAGGAUCCAGAAACAAGGGAGAUUACCCUCAAGGAUCUUAUAAGGCCACGAGAUACAUACCAGUUUUUUGUUGAUCAUGAUAAGUUGAAAGUAUAUAAAACACUGGAUACACCCCUUUUUUCAACUGGGAAAUUGGUAUUAGGACCACAUCAAGAAAAGGGUAAACAGCAUGUUGGCCUAGAUACAUUGGUUUUUUAUGUUGAAUUUGGUGACCUUUUGUGUACCUUACAUGAAACACCUUAUAUGAUAACUACUGGGGACUCAUUCUAUGUUCCUUCAGGUAAUUAUUACAACAUCAGAAAUCUGCUGAAUGAGGAAAGUGUUCUUCUUUUUACUCAGAUAAAAAGAUGAAAGAUGAAUCAAGUUUAAAAUGGCGUGUGUGUAUGUACAUAUAUACAUAACAGUUUGUAUAAUUCGGACAUUUGUGUUUGUUAUUACUUUGAUGUUUUAAAAUAAAAAUUUUAUUCAGC